Molecule: messenger RNA, 582 nt
Organism: Fusarium graminearum PH-1
Lineage: Eukaryota; Fungi; Ascomycota; Sordariomycetes; Hypocreales; Nectriaceae
Exons: 3
Coding region: 1-582 (193 amino acids)
Source: RefSeq, a predicted model, not a curated record
AUGGUGGAUAGCUCAUUCUCGGAGACAUCAUUCCAAGUUGCUGCAUCUGGCAGCUUGUUCGGAGUAUCAGUAGGUGUCAAGGCUGGCGGUGCCAAAGCCAGUAGCGAUAAUUCGUUAGCCCUCGAAGCAAGAGAUGAAAGUUCCCUUGUAGUCAACUACAACUAUCCCCGCGUGACCCUGUACUGGGAUGCUAAAUCACUUGAAGUCUCUGAAGAGUGCCUGGAAGACAUCAAGAAGGUGAAAGACCACAAGACAUUGAGCAGCUUCAACGAGAAAUAUGGACAUAUCUUCUCAAAGCGCGUCCGGAUUGGAGGUCGCCUUUCUUCAUCUGAAAAAGUAACUUCGACUCAAGACGCCAGCACUCAGAGUCAAAUCAGAAAGCUUAAGGCCAAUGCGUCGGCCUCAGUCAGCUCCUCAUUCUUUCAGGCUUCUGCGAGCUACAGCAAUGAGAAACAGAGCAAUGAGAGUAAAAGUUCUGAUUCCAAAAGCCUCAACAAGUCCAUGGCGUGGGAAGCCACUGGAGGGGACACUCUACUUUGCAAUAGGUAUGUACUCAUCCUGAAGAACUCUAUGGAGCUGUGA